Molecule: messenger RNA, 3664 nt
Organism: Nerophis lumbriciformis (worm pipefish)
Lineage: Eukaryota; Metazoa; Chordata; Actinopteri; Syngnathiformes; Syngnathidae
Source: RefSeq, a predicted model, not a curated record
UUGACUAACUUCACAAGAGGAUCACAUGGAGUUUGGACCACUCUCCGGUGUCUGUACCCUGGACUCGUGAAUGAAUUCGAGCGACCUAUCACUACCCCCCAGAGGACCGUAUCCAGUUUCUCGUAGCGCCAGCCCAGUCGCCGAAAAGUGGCUUCGAUGAGAACCGACUAUUGGGGAUACCUUGAGUGUGGUUCACGUUCACUAAGGUCCUCGCUGGAGUUUAAGCGGGGAUAAAGUCGUCGAAUGAAGUCGUAAACAUGUUAGUGUUACUUAACCUUUCGGCUGGCGUGUGAUCUGCCCGCGCGCUGCGCGUCUUCGCGGCGGCAACCUGCAACGCCGCCUUUGAAGUUCAACUUUUUCCUCUUCCGCGUGUGCGCGCUUGAGUGUGAGAGCGUGUGUGUGUGUGUGUGUGUGUGUGUGUGUGUGUGUGUGUGUGUGUGUGUGUGUGUGUGUGUCGGUCCAUAAAAAAUGUGGCGCCCUCGGGACUUGCAAUCACGUAACGCUGUUUGUCAACUUUCUUGCACGGCGUAUGUAAAGUUUAUGAUCGUUGCUGUCAGCGCGAGUUGUUAUUAUAGUAGCAUUAUUAGCUGGACACACGGGAGCUGCCCAUGCGCGUGAGGGACACGUGGAUCAUAUUUUGGUGACUUUUUUUGUUUUUGUUUUUUUUUUAAAUUCCUUUUGAGUGAAUGUGUUUGCAUUGGGAAUACUUGGUUGGAUCACCCAUUGGAGAUAUCGAACUUCGAAUGGAAAGGUCACGCGUAAAAGUUUGGAUUGUUACGCUGUAGGAGACGACAACAAGUGGGCAACAUUUUAAAACAUUUCUACAAGUGUUUUUUUUUCUUCUCCCCCGCACCCUCCUAACCUUCUGCGGUGCUAUUGCCUGCCUUUGAAGUCCACCAUGUGCGGCCGGGCUCCGCCGCUUCAGCCGAAGCCAUGACCGUCCCCCUAUGGCGCCUGGCCGGCUUCUGGCCGCUGCUGCUGUUGGCGGCCCUGCAGGUGGUGCUGGGCCAGCCAGGCCUGGAGCCCGAGCGGCCGGGGCACCGAGCGCUCAUCAAGGUGACACUGCUGAAGCACGACCCGACGGGAAGUCCCAUCACUCUGGAAGGGGUGUUUGUGGGGGGGAGCGCCGGUUACGCGGAGGGAAAACUAAUGCAGUAUCACCCUCUGUCUCUGUGCAACACAAGUGAAGAUGAGCGACCAGAUAGUGAAUUCAUCACCAUUGUCAAACUGGAGCAAAGAGGACCGCGCUGUCUACCACUGCUGGAUAAGGCUCACAUGGCACUGGACAAGGGCGCUCAGGCUGUCAUUUUCGAUGUCAGCGAUGAUGCAAAUGCAGCUGCUGAGCUGAGAGAAGCGGACUCCCUUCCACGCCCAGUCGUGCUGGUGGACGCUGACGAUGCCGAGGAGUUGAUGGGUCUGGUCAACAAGAACGAGGAAGCUCAAGUCUGUAUUGAGAUCUUGGUGGAGCAGCCCAAAUGGCCACAUUAUGACGUGGGCAUCCUCCUUACCGUUGUCUUGGCUGUUUUGACCAUCGUCCUCAUCUUUGCUUUUCGCUACAAGUGCAAAUCUAACAGAACCUGGGACACGGCCCAUCAGCAAACCGUCAAUGCUAUUAGUCGUUUGGAAACCAAAACCUACAUCUCCCAGGGCUGCUCGGGCACACAUCGCUCCCAUGGCAGCAGUUCCAACUCCAGCCCAGUCUGUGCUAUCUGCCUGGAGGAAUUCCAGGACGGCCAACAUUUGAGGAUCAUCUCCUGCGCUCAUGAGUUUCACAAAGACUGUGUUGAUCCUUGGCUGCUGGAGCGCCGCACCUGUCCUUUGUGCAUGCACAACAUCUUGGGGACAGAGAGGCAGCCACACAGGAACAGACUUCUGUCCAGUCCAGAACGAAGUUUCCUUCACCCGCAGCCUUACAGCAGCCCACGAAACCACCCCUUCCCCCAGCAUGCCAUCCCGUUCUCUAUGAGACCCAACUAUCCUCGUGGACCUUCGGGGUCCUAUCCCCCUGUCGGUUACUACAAUGCUUCUUCUCCCAUGGACAGCCGAACGCUACGUUUGCUCACCAGCAGGCCUCUGGGCGCCCCUUGUGAGUACCACCUUCCCGCAGAGGGUCCCAGGAGGCCCCAGAGGACUGGCGGAAACUGCAGGACUUCAACCCACCACUAUACCCCCCGCCGGUCCUGUCCAAACUAUCGCUCAUCCUGCCCAGCUCAGCGUAGCACACCCAGCUCCAGAAUGCACCACAGCGCCUCAGCCAGAGUGGCCGCUCCAGGCCGGCUAGACGAGGGCAGCUGCUCCGGCGGCAGCUACCACACGGACCGCAGCGGAUAUUUGGCAGACGGGCCGGCGAGCGACUCCAGCUCGGGGCCGUGCCACGGCUCCUCCAGCGACUCGGUUCUCAAUUGCACCGAUGUGUCCAUGCAGGGAGUUUACGGCAGCUGGUCCACUUUCCGGAGCUCGUUGAGCAGUGACUACGAUCCGUUUGUGUAUCAUGGGCCGGGGUCAGGGCGAGCCCCGCGGAGGAACAGUCUGGAGAUGGAGGCCCAGGCCAGGCCCAGGUCUGUGGAUUUGGUGGUGAAUAAAGUGGGCUCCCCCGAGGAACAGCCACAGACUGUGUUCAGCCACAUCCACUACCACCGCCAUAGACACCACCACUAUGAGGAAGGGGAGGGCAGCCAGGGCUCAGAUGAGGAGCCGGGUGGCACAGCAGCAACAUCUGCACCUUCUUCACUCCCCUUGGACAAAGAUCCAUCUGUUUGCCCUCCUCAGCUUAGUCACUGCCAGUGCACAAAACCAGACUGUACUAAGGUGUGUGGGACAGAAAAUCAGGAUCAGGACCCGAGCAGCUCUUCAGGGCCCUCGGUCCUGAUGUCUCCUGUCCCUAUGAAGCUACAGACCCACUGCUAUCACCAAGGACACAGUACCACAGCUCUGGGGCGAGGCUGUAUGCGAGACUCCCUCUCCGCUCGCUUUCACCAGAGCUUGGACCUUCAGGAAGAUCGGAGCAGCCGCGUCCACUACGGCCAAAGUUCAGGAUUCUGCCGCUCUCCCCCUGAACCGCACCCAGCCCCCUUUCCCGUACCUCUUAUUUUGGACUCGGGUGGUAUCGACGACUGGCCUUGCUGUGCCGAGUCCUACGUUGUGUGGCAAAAACGAGUCCAAGAGGUCCACCCUGAGCCUCAGAUUCUGGGCACCAGGACCUCCAUUGAGUGGGCCCCUUGCAGGUUUCACCAUGAACUCGCUGCAGAUCGCAACACAGACAUUUGUUUAUGUUGUCAAAAAAUAUACCAACAUCAGGGAUCUGAGGAGGAAUCUGGAGUGUGACAACUUGUUUCCACAAUACAGUAGAACCCGUUUAAGUCCACCCCGUUUAUGUCGGAAACCCGUCUUAUGUCGACCAACUCAUCAAGUCUUCAUCCGCCGUGUUUGUUUCAUCACUAAAAAGUGCUCUCUUAAGCCGACAUCGACAUACAUGGUCCAUCGCUUUUUUUCAACUUUACUAUUUGAUAAAAAGUCACUCCUUUUAUGUCUAUCUGUUGUAGUAUUAUUCACUUCUUUGUUACCGCUCAAUAGCAUGAAACCAGUUACACAGCCUUAAGAAGAAUAGACAGUGACUUCCUGUUCAGUGCAAAGCAAGCGUCAAAAUAAAAGCAUGACAGUAUUA